This is a messenger RNA of Engraulis encrasicolus (European anchovy), 2399 nucleotides long. RefSeq names its product hyaluronidase 1 (gene hyal1). Gene Ontology annotation, cellular component: cytoplasmic vesicle. The coding region runs from base 560 to 1951 and encodes 463 amino acids. The transcript is spliced from 5 exons. NCBI's taxonomy places the organism in Eukaryota, Metazoa, Chordata, Actinopteri, Clupeiformes, Engraulidae. Gene Ontology annotation, biological process: carbohydrate metabolic process; hyaluronan catabolic process. Gene Ontology annotation, molecular function: hyalurononglucosaminidase activity. The record is from RefSeq and is a predicted model, not a curated record.
GUAAAAUGCAGAUGUGGAGAUCUAUCCUGGCCGAACACCAAGUAUAAACAGAGGCAAAAGUCACUUUGAGGAGACAGGAUGUGUAAUGGUUAGAUCACUUCCACUGAAAUAUGUGUGUGAGCGGAUUUGGGCUGCUACCGGAUGACCCGCUCUCUGUUGAUGUUGGACCCCCACCCUCCGCUGAGCUCCGCACUCCGUCUUACUUUCAUCAGCAUCUCCGUGACCAUGUGUGUUGUCUGCACUGUCAGCAAAGCUCCGUCUAGAGUCUUGGUCUUGGGAACAGCAAAGUCAUUCGACAUUGCACUAACGUCGAAAUCCAACUUGGAGAAACUUUCCCAAAUUGGUUCCACACUCCUCCUCGCAUGCAUGACUCGAAGAAGAACCCCGCCUUUCCCCUGCGGAUUGGCGCUGCGGUGAGAGGGCAACAUACAAACCCGGGUUGAGUUCUUCCUCUUUCUAAUCACGAGCUACCGAUGCAGCUGCCCCUCAGUCCGUCGGAAAUCUCCGACGAAUCGACAUUCGUCAGGCUCCAAACUUAACAUCAAGAAGGUUCGCUGGUAUGCUGCCCCUACUCUGCCUGGCCUGUUUGCUGGGCCAGCUCCCGGCCUGCCCGGCAGCGUCGGUCCGCACGGCAGCAGCGGGCGGCCCGCGCCGUGUCUUGCCCUCCAUCAACGAGCUGCCCUUCAUGACCGUGUGGAACGCGCCCACCGCGUUGUGCGAGAGCCGCUUCGGCGUGGACCUGGACCUCACGGUCUUUGACAUUGUGGCCAACCACGACCAGGUCUUCAUGGGCGACAACAUCACCAUCUUCUACGAGCGGCAGCUGGGCCUGUACCCGCACUACACGCCGCUCGGCGCCUCCGUCAAUGGCGGCUGCCCGCAGAACGCCAGCCUGGACGACCAUCUGUGGAAGGUGGACAGCGACCUGCGGGCGCUGAUGCCCGAGCGCGAGUUCCGCGGCCUGGCCGUCGUCGACUGGGAGAGCUGGCGGCCGCUCUGGGAGCGCAACUGGGACAGCAAGAGCGUCUACUGGGAGGCCUCGCGCGUCAUGGUCAAGGAGCGCCACCCCGACUGGCCGCCCGAGCGCGUGGAGUGGGAGGCCCGCGACCUCUUCGAGUGCGCCGCCAAGGCCUUCAUGGAGGACACGCUCAAGCUGGUGACGCGCGAGCGCCCCGGGGGCCUCUGGGGCUUCUACGGCUUCCCCUGCUGCUACAACUACCAGUACAAGGACCUGACCAAGAACUACACCGGCGAGUGCCCCACCGCCGAGCUGAAGCGCAACGAGGAUUUGCUGUGGCUGUGGAACGUCAGCAGGGCGCUCUACCCCGACAUCUACCUGGACCUGAGUCUCAGGGGCAGAGACAAGGAGCUCACCCUGUACGCCAGGCACCGCAUCCAGGAGGCCUUCCGGGUGCAGAAGCUGGCCACCACCCCCAUCCUGCCUCUCGUGGUGCCCUACGCCCGCAUCGCCUACACCUACUCUCUGGAGUUCCUGUCUGAGGAGGAUCUGAUUCACACCGUGGGGGAGAGCGCUGCUUUGGGCUCUGCAGGAGUGGUGUUGUGGGGAGAUGCCACCUACUCUGAGUCGAAGGUGUCCUGUGACACGGUGAGGAGCUAUGUGGACGAGACAUUGGGCCGCUACAUCGUAAAUGUCACCACCGCCACCGACAUGUGCAGCCGCACCCUCUGCCACGGCAACGGGCGCUGCCAGCGCAAAGACCCCAUGUCUGGGGCCUACCUCCACCUGGACCCUACGGUCUGGAGCAUCCUGCCCAGGGCCCAGCACGGCGGGAAGAUGCACGCCCAAGGCCCAGCCUUCAAGGCCCAGAGGAAGCCUGGCGUCACGCAGGACAACCUCAAGUCUCAGCUCUCGCCCUUCAAGUGCCAGUGCCACCCUGGGUGGAUGGGCGUGCACUGCAACGUCAGGAUCCUACCCACCGCUGGAUACUAACUCUAAGAUGACUUCUAACAGGACAGGGCAGGGCAGGACGGGACGGGGGAGGUUUAAUGGAGAAUUGCAGCUAAUUUCAACAUGCAGUUGUAUUGCACACACUCUACCUUUGACUUGUCGGUACCCAAAGAUUUUUUUUGUUUUGUUCAGCCCUUUCUGAGAUCCUGGCCUGAGUCAAUGGUAGAGUGAGCAAAACAACUUUGUGCGGAAAUUGGCCUGAAUGCUCCUUUAACAGUUCAAAGUGAGAUGAGAUGGCUUUGUUACUAAUGUGCGUAACUCUUCUUAAUCUUACUCAAAGCAUACUAAAGUUCCAUUGAGCUCCAUGGCUCCAUCUCACAAAAAUGACACAUUGAUUGUACUAGGAAUUUAAUGUUUUUUGUAUUUUGUUUUAUUUUAAUGUUGUCCUUCUAACUUAAGAUUUUUAAUACAGUUGGCACAGUUGUCUUAA